Messenger RNA from Sphaeramia orbicularis (orbiculate cardinalfish), 2310 nucleotides. It is a transcript of the gene cdc34b, whose product is annotated as cell division cycle 34 homolog (S. cerevisiae) b. The transcript has 5 exons. Lineage: Eukaryota; Metazoa; Chordata; Actinopteri; Kurtiformes; Apogonidae. Bases 596 to 1312 code for a protein of 238 amino acids. The record is from RefSeq and is a predicted model, not a curated record.
AAAGAGGCAUUUGCGUAGAGAGGAGACCCCUUUCAGCAACAUUCUUCUUCACCCAGUCUUCUGUUGGGGCGAGAACAAGUACAUUUCACACCAGUAGUGUCACAGUUUCUGUUAACUAAUUUUUCGGUUCGAGAGGUGUGUUUUACGUGGUGAAUCCGUCUCUUGCGUUGGAGUAUUUGGGAGUUACAAACUACCGCGGCGGUUAGUUCGGCUUCAGCUGGUGGAUAAGGCUGUUAGCUAGCUUAUAUUAGCCAGCAGCUACUUGUAGAUUUACGGCUUAUAUCUUCUGCCAGGUGAGCCAACUAAAGCUGCAGACACUGGUCAUCUACAAUGGUCUGUUCAGCUUGCCAUAUUUGAACAUUAAAAUUAGUGAAUAAGUUAUCUUAUUUCAUAACAAAUUAGCGCAAGCUUUAUCUUGUUUGUGCGCAGCCUGGCUACUUUGGCCUGUUGUAUUGUCUCCGACAUCGAAAACACACACAUUGCUUUUCUGUCAACAGGUUUUUUUUUUUAGUAGUUAGGCUAACAUAGCCUUGUUUUUGUAAACAAGACCGUCAGCUGGUGACUCCACAUAAUCUUGAAAAUUGAAUAGUCCAGUAUGGCGCAACACGACCCUUCUCAUGUAGCCAGCUCACAGAAGGCACUCAUGUUGGAAAUGAAGAGCCUUCAGGAGGAACCUGUCGAGGGAUUCAAAAUAACACUGGUGGACGAGGCUGAUUUGUACAACUGGGAAGUGGCCAUUUUUGGACCCCCAAACACUCAUUAUGAAGGGGGGUAUUUCAAGGCUCGGAUCAAGUUCCCUAUAGAUUACCCAUACUCUCCACCUGCCUUCCGGUUCCUCACCAAGAUGUGGCACCCCAACAUCUAUGAGAAUGGAGAUGUCUGUAUUUCUAUAUUGCACCCUCCAGUGGAUGACCCACAGAGUGGAGAGCUGCCUUCAGAGAGAUGGAAUCCCACCCAGAACGUCAGGACCAUUCUGCUGAGUGUGAUCUCAUUGCUAAAUGAACCCAACACAUUCUCUCCAGCCAAUGUAGAUGCCUCUGUCAUGUACCGCAAAUGGAGGGACAGCAAGGGCAAAGACCGGGAAUAUGUAGAGAUCAUCAGGAAACAGGUUUUAGCUACCAAAGCAGAAGCUGAGCGUGAUGGUGUGAAGGUACCCACCACACUGGCUGAGUACUGUGUCCGCACACGUGCCCCGCCUCCCGAUGAAGGCUCCGACCUCUUCUAUGACUAUUACUAUGACGAUGAGGACGUGGAGGGCGGGGACGGCGACUGCUGCUAUGAUGAAGAUGACUCGGGCAAUGAGGAGUCCUGACAUGCUUUUCAAAUCUAGCUGAUGUAUGCUACCCCACUAUUUCUACCUGGGUUGCCAGAUAUUCAAGGUCUACAACCAAGAAUGAUUUGAAGCGUCCCACUUUUAAACCAAUGAAUAGAGUUGUUUUCGCUCAGCCUCGUGUCAGAGACUGAAACCAAUGCACCGUUGCAGAAGGGUCAGACGUGGUAAGAUUUGCACCAGCACAAAAGUCUCCAGCUUCCUCUUCAUUUGUUAUCAUUAUGAUCUAAAACUUUGAGUGACUCAUUUAAAAUACUUCUUCAUCACAUUCACCCAUUGUACAGUGUUGUGGGGUGAAUCCCACUCUCAACAAAAGCAACAUUUGCACUGGUGCAAACCCAAAUUAUGCUCAGCCUCAAUUGUGCAUAUCUGUUUCCUUAAUUGUAACCGGAAAUCACUCAUCUAUAGAUGGUCUCGCUGACUGACAGAAGAUUAUGGACUUCACGCAGCCAGUGUGUGUUAAACAGUGCACUGCAAACAAUUGCACAUUCACUUGGACACGUGUCCGUGAGCGGAGUUGUUACAGGACAGUGUUUGAAAACCUCUUGUGCAUGCCGCAACAUCUUGGGAGGUUUUUGUCUCUUGUACUGGUGGACUGUUUACCUUCAUUAUGGUCUGUUCCAAGCUUGGUGAUUUAAAAAAAAAUAAUUAUAAUAAUAAAAAAAAUAAUAAUAAGACCUGUGAUGAUGGAAAGCCAUGAGAACUCUUGAGGAUCAGCCCAGUCAGUGGGUGAGGUCCUCCUGUGAACAUUUUUGGUAACAUGAAAUUGAUCUUUGCUGUGUCUCUUCUGGUUACUGUUGGAUGUGUUGCUCUGUCAUUUUUAGUGUGGGGGUAUGUUAUUUGAAGUAGCUCAGAUAAAGAGUUGUGUAUGAUGACCAAGUUUUUCAGUGGUGGGGGGGCAAAACUAAUUCCUGAUCAGAAUUGUAUUUCUUCUCAGGUUCACUCUCUGAGAGGCCUGAUGGAGCCAAAGAACUACUGUA